Trichoplax adhaerens is the source of this 1723-nucleotide messenger RNA. RefSeq lists its product as uncharacterized. Lineage: Eukaryota; Metazoa; Placozoa; Uniplacotomia; Trichoplacea; Trichoplacidae. The transcript has a single exon. The annotation marks the transcript as partial. The record is from RefSeq and is a predicted model, not a curated record.
AUGGAUUCUUUGCGAUAUAAAAUACUCUCCCGAUUGCACAAUAAACGUUUUCAAGAUAGAAUAGAUCCUGCAUAUGAAUUUGAUGUUAAAGUAUUCCACCUCGACGAUGAACAAGAAUGCAAAAAUUUAUUUAGUAAAAUACAAGGAUGUAUCAAAGAGGUAAUAAGGAAACACUUUUUUAUUUUUCUACUCAAAUUCAAGCAAACCCAUUGGAUGACAACAGUGAUUAAGCAAGGUUCAGGGAGUCAAAAAACAAGAGCUUACUUUUUUAAUUCCCAUCUAGACCCCGGUCGUUUACAACCAAAUAAAUUUUGCACUUGUGAAACAUGGAUAAUAGAUUUCAUUCAAGCCGUGGUAGUUACAUCUGUAUUUGGAAGAGAUAGGUAUAGGGACAGAAUAGAUGAAUUGGUCAAAAUCAGCAUGAUGAAUAAACAAGAUGUUAUCAGAAAUACAAAAAUUAGGGAAAAGUAUUACCAUCGUUUCUUAGAUCAUCAACUAAGUGUUUCAACCAUUUUUUCAGAUUAUGAAGAAUUAUACACGUACGCAGUCUUGUUGCCUACUAACCUUGGCAACCCUUCAGAAUUUAAGAAAAGAAUAAAACCCCAUAGAUUACGUAUAGAAAAUUUAAACUUGAACAAACAUUUUAUUAUUAUGCCUUUACUUACUAAUGCAAGGGAUAAUAUUUCAAUGGUGAUACUUCAAAAUGGAUCAGAGGAAUCAAUCGAUGUCUUUGUAAUUCAUUCGCGUGAAGGAGAUCAAGGUCGUGAUGAGGGCAUCAUAGAAACAGAUUUCGGUCUUCUCCAAAGUAUCCUUGGCGAACUUUUCCAUUCAUAUAAUCUGGUUAGAUUAUCAGUCAAUAUGGAAGACUGGAAAUCUGAUCAAACAUGGAUUCCAGCAUCAAUAACAGCCAUUAUGGAAGCAGUGAUUAUUGUUUAUGACUGUACAAAAUUCAUAGAUAUGCCACCGAAAUCACCAUUAUUACUUACUCAUGUGACAGCGGAGAUGGAACAAUGUAUCAAAGCCAUUACUGUAAGUGGUAAGGCUAAUGACAAGAAGGAACUAGAGCCGACCAGAGAAGAAAUUCAUGAUGAAGAAUGCAUACAAGCUGAGGACAGGGCAAGUGAAAAUGAAAUGAACUACCAGCUAGACAUUGAUAACAUUGGAUAUUUGCUAUAUACAAAAUGCAAUAUCGAUGAUCAACAAGAUGAUAUCUUACCAGUAAUGGAUAUUAACAUAAAAGAUAAUCCUAGGCCUUUAGAUACGAGUAAUCACAUCGAUAGCGCACUAAAAGAUAUAAUGUCCGCAGUAGAUUUUCAAUUUGAAGAUGAUUCCAUCUCUUUGACGAGUUCAGAUAUUUCCAUUGAAAAUCAUUCUAGCAAUAUGAAGAAAUUAGUAACGCUAUCACAGAGAAGUAAUGUCCGUUUUACCAUUCUACCCAUCAAAUUUGAAAAGACCCAUUGGGCUAUAUUGUUGAUUAAAAGGAUAGUUAAGAAAGAUUCUUCAGAGAAUUUUAUAACAUUCUUUUUUGAUCCACAGGGCCGAGAUAAAAAUAAACUUGGCGCCGUAAUAUCUUAUUUAGAACUAGAGAGGGUUAAUAACCUUUCAAUAAAGCUAUCACAGGAAAGUGGUAAAAAUCUCGGUACAUGGUUAAUAGUAGCAGUAAAAGUUAUCAUGCAAGAAGCCGAAAAAAUGUCGAAUGAGGAAUUGAUGGCAGAGAUUGAAC